GUUUGAAACAAUAAUCCAGAUUACGGUGUAUAUUUAAUUGUAGACGUUACUGAUAGUUGAUUGGUUACGUCUGUUCACUUAUGCUGUCAGUUGCACAAUGGUGUUCUUAAUUCGCUCGUAAUCCGGAGAAUAUUGCAAACUGACCACUAAAAUGUUUCGAAAAGAACUUUCCCCCACUAGUAGGACCUGUCACAUUCAAGUCAGUGAUAUAAUCGCUUCUGGUGAAAAGUUCGUAUGGGUUAGCAGUUACAUUCAUGUACAUUAAUAAUGAUGAUCAAAUUGAUUAACUCACAGCUGAACCUGAUAAAAAAACAAACAAAGUUCAUGUUUGUUUGUUUGUUUUUGUGACAAAUCCAUGUUUGUUUUCCUUCUUUUUCUGAUGUUUCUCAUGAUGAUUAUGACGAUUGUUACAUUUUUCCUUCUAUAGAAAAUCUCUUCCAUGUAAAAUGGUUAAAACGGAUUUUAGUGUAUGGUCAUUUGUGAAACAAUCUAUUGGAAAGGAAUUAUCUAAAAUCACUAUGCCAAUCAUUCUUAAUGAACCGUUAAGUUUUCUGCAACGUGUUGCUGAAUACAUGGAAUAUUCCGAAUUACUAGAUAGAGCAGUUGGAGAGAAAGAUCCUAUUAAACGUAUGGAGCUUGUAUCAGCAUUCGCUGUAUCUAGUAUGUCAUCGAAUGCUGGUCGUAUUGGUAAACCAUUCAAUCCAUUGUUAGGUGAAACUUACGAAUUACACUACAGGAAUUUUGUAUUCGUUGCAGAACAAGUAUCUCAUCACCCACCAAUCACAGCUUUUCAUGUUGAAUCAGAUAAUUAUAGUCUGCGUGCUACUCUACAAUUUAAAUUACGUUUUUGGGGUAAAUCAAUUGACGUUCAACCGAAAGGAUUAGUUACAUUACAAUUAUAUCAUUUUAAUGAAUCUUAUACAUGGCAAAAUGUUAAUUUAACAAUACAUAAUAUAUUGACUGGUAAAAUUUGGGUAGAACAUACUGGUACAUUGCGUAUCACUAAUCAUUCGUUAGGAUUAUAUUGUCAGUUAGAAUUUCAUCCAUCUAAUUCGUUUGGACAUGGUUGUAAUCGUGUUGUCGGUGAAUUAUAUGCUCCAUCAACAUUAGAUAAAACGCAGGCAGUUUCAGCUUCAAAUACAUCUCAUAAUACUACUAUUAAUACUAUCAGUAAAAAUAUAUUUAAUCAUCAUAAUAAUUCAUAUGUAUUAAAGAGAAUAAUUUUUGGUAAUUGGUCUCGUGGUUUAUUCACAGUCGAACCGAAUGUUUGGAAUGAAAAGGAGGAAAUCAUUGAUAACCAGCCAAAGAAAAACAGUAAUAACAACGAUAAUAAUGAUGCUGAUGGACAAUCGACCAACAGCUCUGAGUGUAUUGAAUCAGUAGAUUAUGGAUUCGAAAUACCACUAACUGGGCAACGUUGUCUAUGGAUCGCUACACCGAAACCAAUUAAUUCAAAGGACUAUUAUGAUUUCACACAGUACACAAUGGGUUUAAAUGAAUUAACAAUCUGUAAAUCGACAAUGAGUAAUGAUAAUAUAACUGAUAAUCAAAAAAAUUCAAGCGUGAUCAUGUCGAAUUGUACAAAUAACAUUAGGGAAGUAAUUCCAUGUCAAGAAAAUUCAAUGUAUGAACAGUUUCUUCCACCGACAGAUUCCAGAUAUCGUCCAGAUAUACGUUUAUUUGAAAUGGGUCUUAUUGACAAAGCAGCUAGUGAAAAAUUACGUUUAGAAGAGAAACAACGUUAUAAGCGUAAAUCAUUAAAUGGUCAACGAAAAAUCUCUAAUUUCAAUUGGCCAAUAUCAACUAAUCAUAAGUCGACUGGUAAACAGUUAAAUCUUACAGAUAUGAAUAGCGCUACAGUGAAUAAUACAGCUAAACAAUUUUUUACAAAUAAUCCAUUUAAAAAAGCAUUUUCAUCAAAUUCAACUUGGCAUCGUUCUACAUUAGCUGAUGACAAUGACAAUGAUAAGAAUUCAUGUAAUUCUUGUACUACUACUACUACUACAUCGGAUAUAAGUUUUAAUAACAGUUACAAUCAAAUUAUUAGUCCAUUAUGGUUUAUUCCAUCAGUGAAUCCAUUUACUAAACAAGAAGAAUGGCGAAUGACCGGUGAUUAUUGGAAAAGAGAUUGGAGUAAAUGUCCAGAUUUAUAUUAAGAUAUUGAGUUAUUUCAAUGAUUACAACAUGGUUAUGAUGUAUAUACAUUAUAUAUAUAUAUUUUUUUUCAUACAUGAAAAGUGUAAACGUGAUCAUUUCUUUUCUAUGCUUAUUUAUAUUGAAAUCUCUAUGGCGGACAUGACUUUUAUUAAAGAAUUAAUAAACGCUUCAUUAUACAAUAUUGAUUGAUGUAAUAAUAUUACUAAUGAUAAAUGCUUCUUUUAUUUUGCUAUUAUAAAGCAUAAAAAUAUUUAGGUUUAUCAUUUCUAAUUUCUUCACACUUACAUAACAUUCUAUUCUUUAUUGAAUGAUAAAUCUCUAUGUCCUUUAAUCUUUUACCCUUCUUAUGUGCAAAACAUUUAGUAAACUAUGCUAUCGAAUUCUUUCAUUUUAUUAUUCACAAGUUUAAUUAACCUCCUCUUGCACGAACCCACAUGCACAUACGUACUCAUGCAUAUCCAUACAUACAAUUGUUCAUUUUCCUUUUGUUUCAAUGUACUUUUACAUAUGAAAUCAUGUGCAUUUCAACUGUUUUGUUCAUUUUGUUUCUGACAUUUUUAUGAUUAUUUACGCGUUUGCAAAUUUAUUCAUUUUUCUUUUCAUCUAGAUAAGAUCUUAUUUUUUGUCGUUGAUAGUAUCCAGGGGAAAACUUUUUUUCUCAAGAAAAAAAACAUAAAUUUCAACAGUUGAUAUCAUGAGUCCAUUGAAGCUAGACCAUCAUGGAAAACCUGGGGGCACUGGAUGCGCACUGCUGAAGAGUCCUACAAUAGGACGAAAUGGCCGUCCACUGCUUCCAGAUUUUCCAUGGUGGUCUAACUUCAAUUGACUCAUGAUCUCAACUGUUGAAAUUACUACAACCUCCAUAAAACCCCCUCCGAUAUAAAUUUUAAUUAAGAACAAAUAAUUUCAUGAUUUUCAAAUUGUUCAAAUAUUAUGUAUGUUUAUGCUUUUUAAACAAAGUUUUGCUGAUGUUUUGCUCAUUAUCAUGAUUUUUAAUUAUUUUCAAAUUUUGCUGUUUAAUUAUUGAACGAGGAAAAUAAAAGUGAAAUAUGAAAUUGUUUA
Molecule: messenger RNA, 3219 nt
Organism: Schistosoma intercalatum
Lineage: Eukaryota; Metazoa; Platyhelminthes; Trematoda; Strigeidida; Schistosomatidae
Source: the annotation of a GenBank genome assembly